Molecule: messenger RNA, 417 nt
Organism: Saimiri boliviensis boliviensis (Bolivian squirrel monkey)
Lineage: Eukaryota; Metazoa; Chordata; Mammalia; Primates; Cebidae
Source: RefSeq, a predicted model, not a curated record
UGCGCCGGGGGCAGAAGAAUCAUGUCUUCCUCCAGAGUGGGGCUUUGUUUGCCUGCUUGUUUACUAAACACUUCGGAAGCCAGAAGAAAAUACACUGUUGAGAACACAGCAAAAGUAGCUCUUCUUGACAAAAAUGGGAAGAAACAUCCUUUAGUGUCAGUGCUCAAUAUAUUUUCUGAUCAAGACUACAAUAGAUCAGUCAUUACAAUAGCAGCUUCUGUUGAUAAGUUGGGCCUUGCUGAGGGUCUGGUGUUGCAUGUCUUCGGCGAAGCUGACCUGCCUGAGAAGUACAGCCUUGUCCAGAGCAGGAAGCAGCGGGGCUGGUUCAUGAGGAGGGAUUCCAGAGCUCUUCAGCGUGACCUGGGAGCUGCCUCUGCCAGAAGACGUGGUUUAACAGCUUGCUUCAGGGCGUUGUGA